This is a messenger RNA of Archocentrus centrarchus (flier cichlid), 5624 nucleotides long. RefSeq names its product itchy E3 ubiquitin protein ligase a (gene itcha). NCBI's taxonomy places the organism in Eukaryota, Metazoa, Chordata, Actinopteri, Cichliformes, Cichlidae. Gene Ontology annotation, cellular component: cytoplasm. Gene Ontology annotation, molecular function: ubiquitin protein ligase activity; protein binding. Gene Ontology annotation, biological process: protein K48-linked ubiquitination; proteasome-mediated ubiquitin-dependent protein catabolic process; protein K29-linked ubiquitination. The coding region runs from base 150 to 2753 and encodes 867 amino acids. The record is from RefSeq and is a predicted model, not a curated record. The transcript is spliced from 24 exons.
CGGAAAACUUGGACUUGUUCAAGCUAGCGGAGCACGGGUCUGUGCUGAUGGCUGUUAUCUAUCUGUCAACAAUCCAGACAUAGCUAAAACAAAAGUUUUGUGGCCUUUUAUCUUCCUCUUUCAUCAGGGUCCAGUGUUAUGGACGAACCAUGAAGGCCCAGCUGCAAGUCACAGUGCUUUCAGCUAAGCUGAAGGAAACCAAAAAGACCUGGUUUGGUCCAAGUCCAUAUGUUGAAGUAUCUGUGGAUGGCCAGUCAAAGAGAACUGAGAAAUGCAACAAUACACACAGCCCCAAAUGGAAGCAGGCUCUCACAGUAAUCGUGACACCAUUCAGCAAACUGAUAUUUCGUGUUUGGAGCCAUCAGACACUCAAGGCAGACAUUCUGUUGGGGCUAGCAACAUUGGAGAUUAGCAAGACCCUUAAGGCCAAUGACAUGAAAUUAUGUGAGGUGGUGCAGACACUGCAGCUGUGCUCUGACAGAGACCCCCAGGAUCUUGUAGGUGACUUGUCAGUCUGUCUAGAUGGCAUGCAGGUAGACCCAGAAACCUUUGGCUCGGCAGAGAGAGAACAAGCUUCCCUUCCAAAUGGAAAUGCAAGGCAAAAUGGGGACACUGGCCACAGGUCAAGCAGAGACUCAUCCCCCUCGAGUGACUCAGAUGAGUGGGUCAUUGUACCUAAUGUACAUGCUGUGAAUGGUACAAGUUCUCCUUCGCGGUCUCCAGGGGGCUCCACUGCAUCACGUCCUCCUAGACCUGCUCGACCACCCCCUCCUACGCCACAGAAGCCGGCAGCCUCACCAUCCUCUUCUAGCAGUUCUUCCCCUAGUGAACUCAGUGAAGGCCCAGCUUCCGAUGGCUCCUCUCAGGCAUCAGCUAGUGGGUGUUCAGAUCAGCAGGAUGAAUCAAGUGCAAGAGCACCAGCAUCAAGUUCUUCACAGACAGCAAGUGUUCCUAAACCAGGGGCCACUGCCUCGGCAACUCCAGCUACAACUCCUAGAAUCACUCCAAUAAUCAAUGGCCCCCUGCCACCAGGGUGGGAACAAAGAGUAGACCAGAAUGGACGGGUAUACUAUGUGGACCACAUUGAGAAAAGGACAACCUGGGAUAGGCCUGAGCCUUUGCCUACAGGGUGGGAGCGCAGAGUGGAUCCAAUGGGUAGAGUUUACUAUGUUGACCACAUAACCCGAACUACUACGUGGCAAAGACCCACACAGGAGUCAGUGCGUAACUAUGAGGAAUGGCAGCACCAGCGUAGCCAGCUCCAGGGAGCCAUGCAGCAGUUUAACCAGAGGUUCAUUUAUGGGCUUCAAGACCAGCUCGCAGCCACAACCAGUAAAGAGUUUGACCCACUCGGACCUCUGCCUCAUGGAUGGGAAAAGAGAACUGACACCAAUGGUAGAGUGUAUUUUGUUCAUCACCCAACUCGGACAACACAGUGGGAAGACCCAAGGACUCAAGGGCUGCUGAAUGACAAGCCCCUGCCAGAGGGUUGGGAGAUGAGGUUCACUGUGGAUGGUAUUCCCUAUUUUGUAGACCACAACAGGCGAACAACAACCUACAUUGACCCUCGCACAGGGAAAUCCUCACUAGAGAAUGGGCCACAGAUAACCUAUGUCAGGGACUUUAAAGCCAAAGUGCAAUACUUCAGGUUCUGGUGUCAGCAACUGUCGAUGCCUCAGCACAUUAAAAUUACAGUGUCACGUAAAACCUUGUUUGAGGAUUCAUUUCAGCAGAUCAUGAGUUUCCACCCUCAAGAUCUUAGGCGGAGACUUUGGCUCAUUUUCCCUGGUGAAGAAGGCUUGGACUAUGGAGGUGUGGCCAGGGAGUGGUUCUUCUUGCUGUCUCACGAGGUACUGAAUCCCAUGUACUGUUUGUUUGAGUAUGCUGGCAAGGACAACUACUGUCUUCAGAUCAAUCCUGCCUCUUACAUCAACCCCGAUCACCUCAAGUACUUCAAGUUCAUAGGACGCUUCAUUGCCAUGGCCUUGUUCCAUGGCAAAUUCAUCGACACAGGUUUCUCCCUGCCCUUUUACAAGCGUAUUCUCAACAAACCUCUAGGUCUGAAAGACCUGGAGUCCAUCGAUCCAGAAUUCUAUAAUUCACUCAUUUGGAUCAGGGAUAAUAACAUAGAGGAGUGUGGUCUGGAGAUGUUCUUCUCAGUUGACAAGGAGAUCCUGGGAGAGGUCACCACACAUGAGCUGAAACCAGAUGGAGGGAACAUUUUAGUAACUGAGGAAAAUAAGGAAGAAUACAUCAGGUUGGUGGCAGAGUGGAGGCUGUCCAGAGGUGUGGAAGAGCAGACACAGGCUUUCUUUGAGGGCUUCAAUGAAGUUCUUCCACAACAAUACCUUCAGUACUUUGAUGCUAAGGAAUUAGAGGUGAUGCUGUGCGGGAUGCAGGAGAUAGACUUAGUGGACUGGCAGAGGAACACAAUCUACAGACAUUAUGCCCGAAGUAGCAAGCAGAUAAUUUGGUUCUGGCAGUUUGUGAAGGAGAUGGACAACGAAAAAAGGAUGAGGCUUCUGCAGUUUGUCACAGGAACCUGUCGUCUUCCUGUGGGUGGCUUUGCUGAUCUGAUGGGAAGCAAUGGUCCACAGAAGUUUUGCAUUGAGAAAGUUGGCAAAGAAAACUGGCUUCCACGAAGCCACACUUGUUUUAAUCGUCUGGACCUUCCUCCUUAUAAGAGCUAUGAGCAGUUGAAGGAGAAACUCAUGUUUGCCAUAGAGGAGACGGAAGGAUUUGGGCAGGAGUAAUGCAACAAAAGCAAGACCUGUAUGAUGGGAUAAAGCAGGUGGUGGUGGGCUUGGAGGAGCCAUAUCCAUUUCAGUCAAGAGCACUUUUCAGCAGAUCGUCCUUGUCGCCAUAAGCUGCUUAUGAUCUGGUGGAUGGACUUCAUCUUUAUUGUCUGUCACAAUAGCAUAUGCAUAAAAAAGUCAACUGCAUUGUCAGAAAUUAGUUUGUUUCAAAAGAGACCUUAGAAAUCCUCCUCACUUGGUUUCACCUCUUACCUGUAUGAUCAAUUCCUUGCUAAUCCAUCUCAGCCCACCCACAGUCAGGUGACGGAAGCGGAGCCUUUCUUGCAGUGUCAUGUUUGCACUUGUAUGAAGAGAAAGUGCAGCUUCAUAAGAGACGCUUCUAUGGACGAGAAUGAAGAACCAUAUUUGUGAAGUUUGUCUUAAAUACGAAAGUUGAUGUCUAAAAACAACAUCAGAGGUUCACACAUGGCUUUGAGUCCUUCCUUUUGAUAAAUGUAUGAAUGAAUACACCCACCCCCUGCUUUCCCCUGUUGCUGACUGACUGACUGACUGACUGUACUGUCUCCCAUAGCACAUAUUCAGUUUCUAUAAUAACUUUGGUAGGCAUAAUAAUAACUUUAUUUUGACAGGUUUAUUUCUUAAAAUUUUAAUGUGUUAAAAUGCUGAACAACUUUGCACAUUGUUGCGUGAGCAGUAUGAUGCUUUGAUUGUUCUUAAGAGACGCUGUUUUUAUGUGCAAUAGUUUUCUAGGAAACACUUUUGCAGAUAAGAGUCGAGCAGUGAUUUGUUUGAUCAUUUUUAUAAUACUUUCAUAAGAUUUACCAUUUGCUGUUGAUUUUAAAUUCCAAUAUGAAGUUGGGGGCAUUUACAUGUUUGGUGAUGUAGUUGUGAUUUCAUUUGACAAAGAUUGCCUUCCAGUAUUGGUCAGUGCUUUAUGUAAUAGCAUUUAACCAUGGAUGCUUACUGCUCUUGUCAGUCAGGGCACAUGACAGGCUUUUCUAGAUGAUUAAGUUGUUACUAAUGCCGUGGGAGUAUUUGGAUAUAUUCCAUUAUACAGAACCGUGAACAGUGAAGUGUUUCCACUGAACGGUAACUGAGAAACUAUCAUGAGAAAUGAAGGCACAAUGAAAAACUUUUUUUUUUUCAUCAAAUGGGUAAAAAGGUUAAAAAAAAUUGGUCAAGCAAUGGCGUAUUUUUUUUUUUUUUUUGUGUGUGUUGAUCUUCUAGUGCCACUGUACAUCCAAAAAGAGGAAUGAUUAUUGAUUAACAAUUUUAGCUGUGACUGAAGCAGUUUAUGUAAAUAUACUUCAAAUUAAAAAAAAAGAUCUCAAUACAUUUGAAUUAUCUAAGCAGUGGCCCCUUUUGAGUUGUUGGCAAGAUGUAAAAUAAGAUCUGAAUUAUAAGAAUAGUAACUGUCCCUAGUUUUAUAGGGUGUAUAGCUUUCAGAUUUGUACAGUAAUAUUGUAUUUCAUGUCUUUUCCAAAAAUCGUCUGCUGACAUAAAUAUAGUUUAUUUUAGGUAAAGUAUCACUUAAAUAAAAUCUUUGGAAAAAGUCUACCAAAGGAGUUGUUCAUUAAGGAAGCCUUACCAGCAGUUAUCAAUUCUGAACAUCCCCUGAAGUUAUUAUACAUUUGCCAUCACUUUUUAUCAUUAAUUUUACUCAUGAUAAGGUACAGAAAUUAAAACAAAAAGGGUAACUUCUGCCCAGAAAAAUCAUAAGGAAAAAAAGAUUUUGCCUUUAAAACAAGGGCAGGCUUCCGUUUAAAGGUACUGUUAAAGUUGUCAAAGCUAUUUUGUUAAAGGAUUAUUUUUCAUUUUAACACUUGCAGAUUAUAACUUGAAAGAAACAUUUAAGAUUUUGUCAGGAGUAUUUUAAUAAUUCUAAUGGCAUUAUAAAAAGACUUCUUUUACUCAGUCACUAGGAGUGUAGUUUACCUUAUACAAGCGCAUGACAUUUGAAUCCAGUACAGGAUUGACAAACUCUGCAAGCUACAAAGAGGUAACCAGUGAAAGUCAACAUGUUUAAAAUCAGUACAAUAAUAAAUGGGAGCCAGGAAUCGUCUCAAAAUUCUCUUCAGUAUAAUAAUCUGAAGGAUUAUUGGUUUAGUAGGCAUAUUAAGAGUUCUUUUUAUACACAGUAUUAACCUAACACAGUAUUUAUUAAGCAGAUCCAAAUCUGUAAUGUGACCCCCACCCCACCCCAAUGUCCAGCCAUCAAGCUGUGCUAGUGUAUGUAUUGGCAGCGUGGUGUAAGUUAUCUGCAGUCAUUUUAAUAUGUUGCCCAGAAAAUUAGUUGUCUUUAAGAUCCUGAUUGAAAUGUAAAAAAGACAGAUUGUCAUUUUGAAUAUACCCAUGUGUGAACCAUGUGGCUGUUUUUCAUUUCAUAAUGUCAGUACUGUUAUUAGAAGAAGAAAAAGACUGUUGUUCUCUGAUGUAAGCUGUCCCUCAUUGCACUGAUGGGUACAUUAACUCAGGCCACACCUCCACCACCACCACAUACCAGUUAUUGCUCAUUUAAAUGUGUAGGAUGUUUCACUUGACCUCUAAUCUGUUACCUUAUUGGCUGUUCUCACACCCAUACACUCACAGUGUAGCUACUUGUGUGCAGGUUUAUGUAAAAAAUAAUGCAUAAAACUUUUUUUUUUUUUUUAAAGGUUUUUGCGAUAAAUAUGUUGACUGUUGAAUAUUAAACAGGUUACAACUAAUAACGGCACAUUGACACUCAAAGUGGUUGAAUUAACUACUUCUGUGUUUAACCACCACUGUGGUCCAGAUCAUGGGGCAGAUAAAUAUAUAAAGAAAUUAUGCAAAAUGGUGUUUGACUUGUUCUGUGUGAUUGCAUUGUCAUUCAAGCAGCAGACUAACUAA